Paramuricea clavata is the source of this 3341-nucleotide messenger RNA. The record is from the annotation of a GenBank genome assembly. Lineage: Eukaryota; Metazoa; Cnidaria; Anthozoa; Malacalcyonacea; Plexauridae.
AUCUUCCUUGUGAUUCUACGCCUACUCAAUGCAGUUGUGUCAUUUCGAAAAACACUUGUAUAAUUUCGCCCUUAGGAGCUCUUUAAUUGAGCGUUGGAAUGGCCAAAUUGUUCCGUGCUCUAUAAUGAGCACUCUAUAUGCAAUCCUUCCUUUAACAAGUGUAUAUAAUGGACCAUCGCGCAUCAGUUCGCUUCAAAACAAGCCAAAACGUGUACCAAGACACAACUAUAGAAUUAAGACAAGAUUUAUGUGGCUUUUAUGUUCUGAAGACAAGGAGUGAAAUUGGCUUAAGUGGUUGUGAAGAAGUUGUGUAUAAUACUGAAUAACUGUUUAGCAUUGAGAAGUAAAAGCUUCCGAGUCGAAGGGAGUAUUUAAAGAACUGCGUAUCUACUGAAUAUAGCUUCCCGUACAAGUACACCGUUACAAUGGUUGAGAAUCCCGAAGCACUAUCGAUACUUAAACCGUCAUACGAGGCGAACCCCGCUAUCUCAGAAGCAGUCACGAACAUCCUUCAUAGUUCUGACCUCACCUCUCUCUCGGCUUUGGCUCAUCAAGGCGACUCGACUAGGGAGAAAGAACCUCGGGUGAAAAGACCUAUGAACGCGUUCAUGCUGUAUGCACAGGUAGCCCGUAGAAAGGUCGCGACGAAAUACCCGAACUUAAACUACGCCAAACUGAGUAAGACUCUGGGGAAAAUUUGGCAAGUGCUACCAGAAGAAGAGCGAAGACCUUUUAUACAAGAAGCGGAGCGGCUUCGAACUCAACAUAAAUUGAAACAUCCCGAUUAUAAGUACACGCCGAAACGUUUGAAAACCAAGAAACAUCAUGGCGCUUCGAUGAAGAAGGCGCGAUUUGAUAACUUGAAACCACAGGAACUUUUUAAUAUCAUUCAAGCAAAAUGCGACCCUACAACUCUAGUUCAGGGUGCAGUACACCACAACGGAUCCCCCAUUCACUACGAUGAACAAUUACCCAUGUACUAUGACUAUAAUAAUAAUUAUGACAAUUCCUUCUACAGUGGACUAACUUAUGAUUCAUUGAACCCAUCGACACCAUUGAACAACUACGAAUUCCAAGGACUUGACUAUCCGGGUAUUCCCACUAGGGGGUUCAAUGGACUCGAGUCUGAGAUGCUACACACUCCCAACAACGAGCUAAAGUGCUACUUUCCUGACUACAACGAGGGUCAGCUAUUAGGCACGUUCAAUAACCCUACUUCACCAAUGACCCCUAAACCAGACAACCUAAUCACGAACCAACCGCUGUCAGCGUUUCUGAACGCGAGACCGGAGACCUCAACAACGCUUACGCCUUUAACAAACACUUUCGGCGAGGGCUUAAGUUUUUCGAAGCUUAUAGACCCGAUUGAGAACCUCAGCAAUUAUCUCGAAGGGAAAUCCCACUUUCCUGACUAUGUAACAAUCUGAAUGUCUCUGAGACGGCUCGAAUGAACUUAAAUAUUUUUUCACUGGUUCUUCCACGAACUGAAGAAAGAGACAUCUUAUGUAGAAGAAUGUUCUACCUGAACUGAUUUGAAAAUUAUAAAACAUAGUUGAAAACUUUAAAAGUAUUAUUUAUACAGGUAAAAUAGAGAUUCUACUAAUACCGAAUAUGCAGGCAGUUUGGUUAUAUGUAGCAAUUAAGGUUUAAUUAAGAGUUUAGUAAUUUUAUUAAUUGAAUGAGAAUGUUUGUAGCUACGGUCUUAAUGAACAUUUAAUGAACAUAAUACCAGAUUUAUUCGUUGAAUGUGCAGGCACAUUCAUUGUACAAUAUUAAAUUUAAUUUAGUGUGAAAUUUGUACAUUUUUAUCUCUUAUACAUAUACAUAUAGAUACUUUAUGAUGCUGACACCGUAAUUUUUAGCUUAUUAAAUACCAUAUAUAGAAUAUAGGUUUACAAUGUCGCUAAUAUAAUGAUUGAAAUUUGCUACCAAAAAUAAAAUUUCAAAAACAGAUUUUUGUUAUCAUUGCCUUACAUGCUUGAAUAAUAGUAAUAAUAGUGAAUUAUUUUUACCCUUGGACUUGGGUUUGGUUUCCGAAUUUAUGCUGUCUCAUGGCGUAUAUAACAUAUUUGUUUAAACAAUUUUGGGGAAUCGUGUAUCGGAUCAUAUGACAAUAACAGACAAUGAACUAUAUAUAGAAAUCAUAAAGAACGAAUCAUAAACACUGCAUGAUUGGUUUUGUUUGAGAAAACCAACACAAAACGUCUUCGUAUAUUAGUCAUAUCAUAUACAAGGUUAUAUACUUUACUGUAAAAUUUAAGCCGGAAUUGUGAUAUUAUAUAGAGACAUUUAGAUUUCUCCGCGACAUCAAACCCCAAACCGCUGUGUGAAUCUAUUGAAUUGUAAAGGAAUUUUGGGUUUUUUUAAUGGUUUUAAAGACAUCUAGCUGUUAAAACAACCCUCUUCCCUAGAUAAUUUAUUAUUUUUAUAUGAGUACUAUGUCCAUGACUAAGCCUAUUACAGCAUCAUGAUCAAAAGAUUCAUAAUAUAUCAUGUAGGCCUAUCUCAUAGUCUAGAAGAUCUUACUAAUUGUUUUUUAUGCACGUAGCCUAUACCUAUUGUUUAUUUAUAUCUUUCUAUGUUAUCGAUUGGUUUUGCCCCACGUGGACAAUGAUAGUAUUAUUUUGAACAGUCCAUUAAUUGUCUCAAUCAGUUAACAUUAUAAAAAUAGGUUAAUAGCAGAGAACUGUAUAUAGCCUAGAUUAUAGGUACAUGAAUUUACUGUGUCCAGGAGUUGUGGUUUGUUAAUGCAUAUAUAGCUACAGCUUUCGUAGUUCAUAGAAAAAUCUUUUAAUAUAUAAUGUAUAUAGCCUCUGUUUGUGAAGUGAUGAGUAUGUGUGAAUUUGUAUAUGUUUUAGACAGUAGAUUGUGGUCAGCUUCAGAAAUAUUUACUAAUACUAAAUAUAGCCGUGGCAACUAUAGCAAAUUAAACCACAUCUCUUAAUUCUUUUUGUGGCCACCAAACGGCAAUACCAUCUUCUUUGCUAUAUAAUUUCAAGGACUUCAUGCAUUUAACUCCUAUUAAAGUUAUUUUGAACCAAAUUUAAUUACAGGUUGAGUUUUUUAAACCAAAAAUUUUGUUAUAUUACAAGAUGUAGUAGAAAUGACACAUAAGUUUAAAUAGUUUAGUUUAUCUCCUUCACAGCAUAACUGGACCAAGAAGAUAGCGUGGUCCUUACUGCAUGAACCCUUACAUAGGGAGAACAAUUUGGAACUGAUAGAGUGUUUUCUUCUAAGGUCCAUGGUAGCUGCAUGUUAAAGACUGUUAUGUAGUAUAAAUGGAGUUAUAGUUUAGGUUGGGUUUCCUCCUGUAGUAACACUGGAUGAAAAAAAAUAAAAAG